This is a messenger RNA of Etheostoma cragini (Arkansas darter), 3754 nucleotides long. It is a transcript of the gene nefma, whose product is annotated as neurofilament, medium polypeptide a. Gene Ontology annotation, molecular function: structural constituent of cytoskeleton. Bases 204 to 2828 code for a protein of 874 amino acids. Gene Ontology annotation, cellular component: axon; postsynaptic intermediate filament cytoskeleton; cytoplasm. The transcript has 3 exons. NCBI's taxonomy places the organism in Eukaryota, Metazoa, Chordata, Actinopteri, Perciformes, Percidae. Gene Ontology annotation, biological process: neurofilament bundle assembly. The record is from RefSeq and is a predicted model, not a curated record.
ACAGAGCGUCAGAUAUAAAAGGAGCAGCCAGAGGAGCUCUCAGUCGCUGUGAAUGCCAUACACCCGUCUCCUGCACACACACAUACACACACACACACACCUACACAUACACAUACAUAUAACACACAUUCACCCCUAUCCACACACUCGGCCCGCGCCUUCUCCCCCUUCAUUCCUGCUCACAUCCCAGGUAGUCUGACCGGAUGAGUUACCCGGUGGAAACGGUAGGGAGCCCCUUCAGGAGAACUAUGGAUACUAGGACGACCGGCUACGGCUAUAGCCGCUCCGCUGGCACCCCCUCCAGCGGCUUUCGCUCCCAGUCUUGGUCCCGGGCAAGCCCCGGCUCCACCAUGACAACGUCCUACAAGAGGAGCGUGAAUAUGCCGGUGUCCCGAGCUUACGGCUCAACGGUGCUCAGCUCCGCCGACAGUGUUGAUUAUAGCCAAACCUCUAUCCUGAACGGAGACUACAAGCGAUCUAGCGAGAAAGAGCAACUUCAAGGGCUCAACGACCGUUUUGCUGUUUACAUUGACAAGGUGCACUACCUGGAGCAGCAGAACACGCAGAUCGAGUCGGAGAUCCAGUCACUGCGGCAGAAGCAGGUGUCGCGCUCCCAGCUGGGCGACGUCUACGACCAGGAGCUGCAGGAGCUUCGCUCCAUGCUGGAGCAGAUCCACCACGACAAGGCGCAAAUCCAGCUCGACACCGACCAUAUCGACGAGGACAUCCAGCGGCUGAGGGACCGCUUGGACGAAGAGGCUCGCAUUCGGGAGGAGACAGAGGCCAUCAUCCGCGUCCUGAGGAAGGAAACCGGGGACUCGAAGUUGGUAAAGUCUGAGUUGGAUAAGAAAGUUCAGUCGCUGCAGGAUGAGAUCGCUUAUAUUCGCAACAACCACGAGGAAGAAGUGAGCGAGCUCAUCGCCCAGAUCCAGGAGUCUCAGGUGACCAUUAAGAGGCAAGACCUCCAGAAGACGGACAUCACCGAGGCUCUCCGGGAGAUCCGCUCCGAGCUGGAGGGACACUCGAACCAGAACCUGCACCAGGUGGAGAACUGGUUCAUGUGCCGCUACGCCAAGCUCACUGAAGCUGCGGAGCAGAACAAGGACGCCAUAAAGUCCGCCCGGGAUGAGAUAUCCGACUACCGCCGCCAGCUGCAGUCCAAGACGGUGGAGCUAGAGUCCGUCCGCGGGACAAGAGACUCGCUGGAGAGGCAGCUGAAUGACAUCGAGGACCGCCACAACAGCGAUCUGUCCAGCCUGCAGGAGACAAUUCACCAGAUGGAUAAUGAGCUCAAGAGCACCAAAUGGGAGAUGGCUCGUCACCUGCGCGAGUACCAGGACCUGCUCAAUGUCAAGAUGGCCUUGGACAUUGAGAUUGCUGCCUACAGGAAACUCCUGGAGGGUGAGGAGACCCACUUCAGCACUUUCCCCUAUCGCCAGGCUGUCACCCCCACCAGAAUCUCUAAAUCUGAGCCUCCCAAGUUUAAGGUGCAGCACAAGUUUGUGGAGGAAAUCAUCGAGGAGACGAGGGUGGAAGACGAAAAAUCUGAAAUGGACCAGGCCCUGGCAGAUAUAGCACAAGAGCUGUCUGCCACACUAGGAGGGGGAGGAGAUGAGGAAGAGGAGGACCAGGGGGAAGAGGGAGGAGAGGGAGAGGAAGCAGAGGAAGAGGGAGAAGAGGGUGAGGAAGAGGAAGUUGUAGCCGCAACUGAAGCCAAAGUUAGCUCCAGUGCACCCGCUAAAGAGGAAGAGGAGGCUGAGGAAGAUGUAAAAGGUGGCGAUGAGGAAGAAGAGGGGGAGGGAGAAGGCGGUGAAGAAGGAGAGAAGGAAGAAGAAGGUAAGGGAGUGGAUAAGGAAAAGGGGGAUGAUGCAGAGGAAGGUGAGGGAGGAGAAGAGGGAGAUGAGGAAGUUGAGGAGACAGUAUUGUGCUCCAAAGCACCAGAGUCUAAAGCCACCCCUGACAAAGAGAAGGCCGUCGACAAAGAAGGAGAAGAGGAAGCUGGUGGCGAAGAGGAGGGCGGCGAUCAGGAUGAAGAUGCAGGCAGUGAGAUAGCAUCCAAAAACGGAGAUGAGAAAGAGGAAAGUGAGCAUGCUGACAAAGGCAAAAAGGAUGAGAGGGAAAAAGACGAGAAGAAGGUAAAAGAUGAGAAAACGGAUGACAAAUCAGAAGAAGCUGUAGCCAAGACAGAAGCUCCGAAAACAGAGGCUGCAAAGCCCGAGGCUGCAAAGCCCGAGGCAAAGAACGAGGAAGCCGCCAAAACUGAGGCAUCAAAACCUGAUUCUCCAAAGCCUGACUCUCUAGAACCUGAAUCUCCCAAGCCCGCAUCUCCGAAGUCCGAGUCCCCCAAAGUAGGCUCACCGAAGUCGGAAUCCCCAAAACCUGAGUCCCCUAAGUCAGAAUCCCCAAGAGCUGAAUCCCCAAAGACAGAGACCUCCAAGCCCGAGGCCCCUAAAGCUGCUGAAGAGAAAUCAGAGAAAAAGAGCGACUCAACAGAAAAAAAGGUUGAAAAGAAGGAUGUUGCCAUGAAUGGCGAUUUAGACAAGAGCAGCCCAGAAGAGAAAGAGAAGAAGGACGAGGAGAAAGAAGGCGUCGUGAUCACUAACGGCGUGGACGAGAGCCCGUCCAAGGACGAUGGCAGCCAGAAAGUGGUGAUCACCAAAACCGUGGAGACAAUCACAACCGGAGAGGACGGAUCCAAGCAUGUGACCAAAUCUGUCACUGUGACCGAGACGAUGAAGGAGGAGGUGGAGGAGGUGAUGCAGGUCUCCACCAAGAAAACCGAGAAGCACUCCACCGAGUCCAUCAAGCAGGUGACCGAGGCCGAAUGAGGAGACUCCCAAUGGCUGAUCUGGCAGAUAGGACACGAUGGCAAGCAAUCAACCCACAACUAACAUAACAAAGAAAAUCAUACGGCUAGAGCGAUGUAAUAAAGAAAACCACUCUGAUACAAAACAAAUCAUACAGAGAAGCCAACAUUUUAAUGCUACAAAUUUCAAAAAUGCAUGUUGAGGGACAGCUUUAAAGAGGCUUUGCUACAGACGUGUCAGGAGCAAGCGACUGAGACAUUUUAUCCUCUUUUUCUUUCUUUCUGCAGUUAACAGGUGAGCUCAUUGGAGGGAGGGAGGGAGGGAGGGAAGGAGGUAGGGAGGGAGGGGGGGUAUCUGCAUGCUAGCUCAGGAGAGGGGAUUACUUUCCUUUCUUAUCUGUAUGUAUGGUAGAAAUACACUGUAAAAAGAGUAAUUAUGUUAAAGGAAUAUAUUUAAUGUGGGUGGGAGAGUAAGAUAAAUACUAUUGAGGUUGAGAGUUUUUUGAGUUGAGUUGAAGGGGAUGGAACGGGAGGUGGAGGGUCCUCUACACAGACAUGUGCUUUAUUGAAGACGCCUUACUUGACAUGUGAAGAUACCAACUGAGCCAAAAAGAAACUACCAAGAAACACACUACAUACAGAGAAGAAAGAAACAGGGAGUGAUAUGACCACAUACAUCCAGUAACUGUAGCAGUUAAAGCUUAACAAACCUGAAGAAACUACUAGCCUUAAACAUGCUUUUUAUCAGUGUCUGUUAUGUUUACCUGAGUGCAACUGAAAAGAAAAAAAAACUGUAAAUGCGCUGAUUUAUGCAUUCUUGCAUAGGAUGGACUUGAAUUAAAUUACAGAAAUAAAUGAGGUGCUACUGUUUGCAAUCCCAUGACUUUACUCAUCAUGAACGAUUUCCCAGCAGCAUUUGCUCAAUAAAUGUCAUAAUGAAGUAAAAAA